CCGAUCCCCUUCCCCAGACUGUUUCUGCUUUCUCUUUUCUCCCUUAAAAUUAUAAAAUUGUUGAUCAUCGGGUUUAUCACUUUCUCUCUUCAUAUACCUCCGGAUCAACACAGACGAUCACUCUAUUCCAAAACCCUUUGGACUCGAUCUUGGAACCUUCUCUCUAUACAGUUUCUACACGCGAUCGAUUCGCGACUCUAUUCCCCAUGACGAUGGUUAUGGAAAACCAAAACCGCCCCUAUGGCGGCAUGAGCUUCGACAAUGUCUACCACCACACCCCACCACAAUUCACAGACCCGUGGGCGGCGCACACUUCGUCGCACUCGACACCCCCGGUCUAUGCGACCUCCAUGGGCAAUGGCGCCAGCAUGGGCCUCGCUCAGGUCAAGCAAGAGGAAGUGAACCGCUCCGGCAUGUCCAUGCCUUACCCUAGCAUCCCUGUGUCCGCCCCGUCAAUGGUGGCUGGGAGCACCUACGCGACCGCCAGCUAUGGCCCAGAGGUAAUGGGAAUGCAACAUGAGGUGCCACGCACAACUUUCGACCAGGCUCCUUCCUACACCACGGCUCCUCCAAUGAGCAACUUCGCACCUUCCAGCUAUGCCUAUGCCCCCAUUCACCCCUCCCCGCAAGACGGCCGUCGUAUCUCGCACUCAGAUGCCGUUCGCGUUGGCUCUUCAGCUUCCGCCCCUACUUUCGGUGACGCGCUCGACGCCAGCCGCGGAAUGGUCGCUCUCAGCCAGGAUCUGACCCCGCGCAACAUCUACGGCCCUGGCCAUCGCGGCGCGCGAAGCUCCGCCGAUUCCUACGGUUUCCCCUCCACCCAAUCUUCCGCCUCAUCCAUCUCCUCCGGCGGCAACUACCCCUACUACAGCGCGUCGGUGGGCUCCGUCGACUCCUCCGUGACAGACUACAGCUCCACAACUUCCGAGUCAUAUGAAUCGCGCACUCUCCCCCGGCCGACCAGCCUUUUGGCCGGCAGUGCUCCCCCUGGCCCGCAAUCAAUGAUGAGCCAAUUCAGCUCCAAGAUGCCCUCCAACACCCAGAAGAAGCAUAAGUGCAAGGUCUGCGACAAGCGGUUCACGCGUCCGUCUUCUCUUCAGACGCAUAUGUACAGCCACACUGGCGAAAAGCCAUUCGCAUGUGAUGUUGAAGGCUGCGGGCGGCACUUCUCCGUUGUCUCAAACCUGCGUCGGCACAAGAAGGUCCACAAGGGCGAGAAGGACACCGGCUCUGGCGAUGACGACGAGUAAUCUGCCAAUCUCCUUUCAUACGACUACAUUCUUCUACUCGAUUCGGAAACCCCGUCGAGUGCUCUCUCUCCUAACCCCCUUCGCGCACAAAGCGCCAGAUCUUUCACCCGCCACAAACUCGUUCUCCCUGUGCCAUGAGCAUGAACCAACUGCGUUGGCAUGUUUUAUACAAAUGGCUGGGGCUUUCUCGUCUCCUUGUACAACAGCAUGGAUCACCUUUUCAUCACCUUUUUCUAUAUCAACUCCCGACACACAUUUCUUCAUCGGAGAGAGAAACGCUUAUACAUACCAUACUCCUUCCAAAAGGGUCUGUGAUUUAUGGGUAUAAUGGGUUCUGUUUGAGGGCCACAGGCAAGAGAGUGCCUUUUCUUUUCUUUUCUCUUUCAUAUUUCCAUGUUUCAUUUGUUUCACCCACGUUACGACCAUAGAGGUUUCCGGCUGGAUGCGUUGUUUUCAUUUCAUUUCUUAUUCUUUCGCUAGACCUGGGCGUCACCUUUCUGCUUUUUCUCGAUACCAUGGGGGCUUGUGAUGAUUCGAUGUUUCUUUAUUUUCUCGGCAGGCCAUACCCUGACACUUUUUUUUUCGCUUCUUAAUCUUCCAUGGUCUGCAUUCUGCAUGGCUUGAACCCAUUACAUUUUCUCUUUUCCCCCAGUCGCCUUUUUCCACCAAGUCUGCGUUUCAAGUGCAUUGGGUUCACGUGCAAGUUUGGGUUGGUGUUGAUGAUGAUACCCAUAGGAAGAAGCAUUGUUCCUAUUGUUUUGAUACUGGCUGGGCCUGGCCUUGUUCGAGUCUCACAUUACAGUCG
Messenger RNA from Penicillium samsonianum, 2055 nucleotides. Its product is annotated as C2H2-type zinc finger protein. Gene Ontology annotation, cellular component: nucleus. Gene Ontology annotation, molecular function: RNA polymerase II cis-regulatory region sequence-specific DNA binding; DNA-binding transcription factor activity, RNA polymerase II-specific. The record is from RefSeq and is a predicted model, not a curated record. NCBI's taxonomy places the organism in Eukaryota, Fungi, Ascomycota, Eurotiomycetes, Eurotiales, Aspergillaceae. The transcript has 3 exons. Gene Ontology annotation, biological process: regulation of transcription by RNA polymerase II. The coding region runs from base 207 to 1250 and encodes 347 amino acids.